This is a messenger RNA of Pieris rapae (cabbage white), 920 nucleotides long. Its product is annotated as mitochondrial import inner membrane translocase subunit Tim21. NCBI's taxonomy places the organism in Eukaryota, Metazoa, Arthropoda, Insecta, Lepidoptera, Pieridae. The record is from RefSeq and is a predicted model, not a curated record. Gene Ontology annotation, biological process: protein import into mitochondrial matrix. Gene Ontology annotation, cellular component: TIM23 mitochondrial import inner membrane translocase complex. The transcript has 3 exons. The coding region runs from base 165 to 842 and encodes 225 amino acids.
UAUGUGACGUGACAAUUUGCAUCACUAGUCACUACAAUACCUUAAUUAAGUUAAUUGGCACAAAAACAUCAUUUUAUAAACUAAAUAUUUUAUAUACCUAGUUAUAACAGAGCAAUACUCAAAUUUGUUUGGUGAAUGACUUUUUUAAAUCUACAAUCUGUACAAUGAACCUUCUAUCUAAAAGUCUAUCAAUUUUUCGAUGUAAUAAUUCGCUUCCUAUUGUACUAUUUGGAACGCCUAGAAUUUAUGGAAUUCGAUGGUUUUCCAAUGAAAAAGAAGGUGGUCUGAUAAAAUCUCGGGGUAACGAAAGAACCGACGUUUCUACAGAUGUCAGACCUAUAGGAGAAAAAGUCAAAGAAGCAACAAAAACAGCAUCUUAUACAGGAAUUAUAUUAGCUGGUGUGGGAAUCACUGGUGUUAUAUUUUACUAUGUAUUUAGAGAAUUAUUUUCAAGUAAUAGUUCUAACAGUAUAUACUCAGUAGCUCUUGAAAAAUGUAAAAGUGAUCCAAGAGUUGAAGAUGCCCUUGGUGCACCAAUUAAAGGUUAUGGAGAAGAAACAACUAGAAGAAGACGUACACAUGUGAGCCAUGCAGUGUAUGAGAAGAAUGGAGUUAAGCAUAUGAGGAUGAGAUUUUAUAUUAAAGGAGUAAGGAAUAAGGCUAUUGUUGAAUUAGAUAUGAAGCAGAAUGAAUAUGGGAAUUAUCUGUGCCGAUAUUUACUUGUACAGCUUGAUGAUUACAGUGGAAAAACAUUUAUAAUAGAAGAUAAUAGAGCAGAGUUAGAUCAGUCUGAAAAAGCAGAUUAUACUAGUCAACUACCAACAUUGACUUUGACUCAAUAAACCUGGGUUAUGCAAUAGUAAAUAUAAUAAAAUGUUAAAACUUAAUAGUUAGAACUGUGAAUAAAAUGUAAAUAAUUU